AGAAAACAUACAGCCUCAGACAGGAAGAGCUGGUGAAAGGGUUACAUAGAGAAGAGCCAGCCCCCUACCUGCUAAAUUGUCAACUGAGCAUCGCAAGGACAAACACUGUGUGUGAGAGAGUGUGUGUGUGUCUGAGAAUGACGCUUCUCCAUCAGCUCCCAGCUCAGAUUACCUUGAAUUGUUGACAUUGACACUCAGUCAGGACAACCCAGGAACCAAGGAGACAGCAGAGCCUGUAUGUCUACCUAGGAAACCAGAGAGACCCACGAAUCAGCAUCCAAGCUCUGUUGCUGGGUUAUUGGAGGAAAAUAUCUGCAGAUGUCCUAGUCUGAUUUUGGAGGGGUUAAUGUGAUCUGGCUUCCUGAUUUCACGAAAACACCUGAUGCAAAUCCACCAAGACAGAGAACAAAUAGAAGGAUUCUAGAGCACUCCAGACACUCAGGAUGUCAGACAAUCCAGAUACCAGGAUUCUAGAACGCCAGAUUCUCCAAACAGCAGCAUUCUAGAAUGCUAAAUAACAAAGAUUUUAAACACCAGGCUCUCCAAACAACAAGAUUCUAGAACGCUAGGCUCUCUAAUUAACGCAUUUCUAGAGUAAAAACUCAAAUAUUGCCUCUGGUUUUGAGCAAAAUAAGUUUUCACUCUAGAUUUCGGUGUUGGUGCUUGUAACUAAGAACCAUUUGUUGAUUCUGCAUUAGUGACCAGAUAGUAAGGGAGACUCGUUUUUUUUGAACAGCAGAUGGUUUCAUUUUUUUUUUUCUUUUUGUUUAUUUUGGUUGUUGCAAUUAGAUGUUCAUUUUGAACAGAAUGGCUAUUUAAGCAGGUAAAGCCCCAGUUCAGUACCUGAAAAAGAAUGAUUCAAUCUAGAUCAGUGUCUGCAAACAGAAAGCACUUUGUUUAGGAGUUGCUGCGGUGCAUGAGAAAGGUUAUACAGCUGAAAAAUAGGAUUCAGGUACCAGGAAAAGCAGUAACCUAGAGGGAAUUUUUAUAGAGCCUGUAAAACAUCACAUUCGGCACCUGCCAAGCAUCCUAAUUACUCUCCAUCCAGAAACCCAGAAAACAUCCUACCGUAUGAAUACCUGGGAAGGAUUGCACCCCACCCACUAAAAACAUUCUGAAAGGAAGCCAAACUAAGUCCUCCCUAAACAAGUACAAGCCCUUUCUCAGCCCAUAGAAAGGAAUGUGAGUUGCUCUCCAGUGGGGAUGUUUAUUUCCCUCUGUGUCCCCUGAUUGCCGACUGAAUUCUCCAAUUGCCUGAGACAAUUCUCCUCCAUCAUCCCAGGCACUCCCCUUCCAAGCGCUGAGCUCUCUGCAUCUCUCUCCUCCUCUCCUCCUUCUGUCACCUGUUGGAAGGUCGCCGUGGGGUCCUUGUUGUCUCCCACCCCAGACAGUCUCUCUGGAGGACCCUGAGACUGUCCAGAGGGGUCUCACCCGGAGAGAUCUAUGAUUAGUUCGGUGUGUGUAUCCUCCUACCGUGGGCGCAAGUCUGGGAACAAACCCCCCUCCAAAACAUGUCUGAAAGAAGAGAUGACCAGAGGAGAAGACUCCGGCAAGAUCACCAUAAACGUUGGGGGCACGAGGCAUGAGACCUACAAAAGCACCUUGAGGACCUUGCCUGGCACCCGCCUGGCAUGGCUGGCAGACCCGGAGACAUCCAGCACAUCAGAGACAGACACUCAACCCAACGAGUUCUUCUUUGACAGGCACCCGGGGAUUUUUUCCUACGUCCUCAACUACUACCGGACUGGGAAGCUGCACUGUCCGGCCGAUAUAUGUGGACCUCUCUUCGAGGAGGAACUGGCUUUUUGGGGGAUAGAUGAGACGGACGUGGAGCCCUGUUGUUGGAUGACCUACCGCCAGCACCGAGACGCCGAGGAGGCUUUGGACAUCUUCGAGAACGUGGAACCUGAGGAUGGAGAUGGGGAGAAAGAUUCCACCCCUGAGCUGCUCUGCAUGGAGGACAGGCCGGACAGAUCCAAGAGCUGCUGGAAGCGGUGUCAGCCUCGCAUGUGGGCACUUUUUGAGGACCCGUACUCAUCCAGAGCUGCCCGGGUGAGUUUUUACAUCUUUACCACCCUCACUUCUUCCAUAAAAGGUACUGUAACUUGUAACCUCUCCUUACAUUGUGCAGUAGCCCCUCUAACUAAUGUUUUAUACUGCGUGGGCUCCAGUUACAACUUCAUUCUUUGUGUGGAGUGUCUAUUUUCUAAUUAAUGUAAAGUGGGCUGAUUUAGUGAUGCAAAGGUUAUCUAGAAUUAUAUCACUUGUGGUUAGUGAAUGUAUAUUCUCUCUAGAGUACCUUGCUUAACACGAAAAGAAAACCAUACUAUCAUUUAUAGUCUCCUCUACAAUUAUUAGGUUACAGUGUCAUUGUGUAGAGACCUAGGUUUUCGGUUGAAAAUUAAAACUCAAUAAAAUGUUCAUGACACUGAACAAGACUAUUUCAGUAGCUCAAUCUCUGUUUAUAAUAGCAAAUACAGCCUUCAGGCUUGAAAACCAAUGCAAGGGCCUCACCAUCACUCCUCCUUUUAUUUGCUAACUGACAUAGGCAACUCAUGGAGGCAUUAAUGUCUUGUUUGGUUUGGAUAUUUUGCUCAUCAUCACAGAGCAAAUUCCACACUCCAGUUUGUUGUGCCUUAUAAAUAAUCUUCAUUAUUCAGUGUAUAGAUCACAUAUGAAUAGGUGCCCAGUUAUCUAAAAGUACACCUAAAGCUGAAUCGUUUAGAGAGGUCUCAUUUUAGCCUACAGAGGUGCAAGUGUAAAGACUUUCAGGAGCUGCCCCACCUCAUAUUAGCGAUUAUAGAAACAAUAUUUUGAAUAUCUGUUCUAAUGUUAAAAUUAUUGUGUGCCUCUUUUGCAGAUGGUGGCCUUUGCAUCCCUAUUUUUCAUUCUUGUUUCGAUUACAACUUUCUGCUUGGAGACUCAUGAAGCAUUUAUUGUGGCAAGAAAUGUGACAGAAGUGGUAACAGAAGGUAACAUUACAGAGAUUGUAGUAGUAACAGAGGUUGAAACAGAACCUGUUCUCAACUAUAUUGAGGGUGUUUGUGUGUUUUGGUUCACCUUGGAGUUCUUUGUCAGGAUCAUCUGCAGCCCAGAUAAAAUUGUCUUUGUGAAGAACAUGUUGAAUAUAAUAGACUUUGUAGCCAUACUCCCAUUUUACCUGGAGAUGGCCCUUAGUGGGUUGUCCUCAAAAGCAGCAAGGGAUGCCUUGGGCUUCCUACGGGUUGUACGCUUUGUUCGGAUUUUACGUAUCUUCAAACUGACUAGGCAUUUUGUGGGUCUGCGGGUUUUGGGACACACUCUUCGGGCCAGCACUAAUGAGUUCCUCCUUCUCAUCAUUUUUUUGGCUUUGGGUGUCCUCAUAUUUGCCACCAUGAUUUACUAUGCAGAAAGAUUAGGUGUAGAAACUACAGACCCCAGUCUGAUGAAGAAAAUACAUUUCAAGAACAUUCCAAUAGGGUUCUGGUGGGCAGUGGUUACAAUGACCACAUUGGGUUAUGGAGAUAUGUAUCCACAGACAUGGUCUGGUAUGUUGGUGGGUGCCCUUUGUGCUCUAGCUGGGGUUCUCACUAUUGCCAUGCCUGUUCCAGUAAUUGUGAAUAAUUUUGGGAUGUAUUACUCACUGGCUAUGGCUAAACAAAAGCUCCCAAAGAAGAAAAAGAAACAUGUCCCAAGACCAACUCAGUUAGACUCUCCAACUACUCUUAGGUCGGAGGACAACUCACAUCAUAACAGCACCCAAAGUGACACCUACCCCCUGGCUGCAGAGGAAUUAACAGAGAAGAAAAGAUCAGGUAAGAGUCAGAGUGCUCGAAGCCAGAGAUAUGCAGAUGGUGUUAAAUUUGAACUUCAGUAAUGGUAUUUGUUGUUUCUAUAGAGAGAUAUUCAGAUGAAAGAAAUAUAACUGAGACAACAAUAUUGUGUGGAUUAUACUAAUAUCAUGGUCUAUAAAUGAGCUGGGAUAUUUCUCUUUGCUAAUGGACCAGAAGUAGCAUUGUUAGUUGAAAAAAAAAUCAAUUUCAUCUGAUUGCAGAGUAAUAAUUUUCAUUUCAAUUGAAAAAUGUCUUAAUUGAACCAAGAGAAAAGCAAACUUGUUGUAAUUAGUUUAGCCUUGAAACAUGAAUCUCUGGGGUUUAAUGACUCUGUACUUCACCUCCAAAUAACUAACAUAUUUGGUCCUGUAAAUGCUGUCAGAUUUAAAUGAUGACUCUCACUAAAAUACCCUUCCUGUGUUGGAACAAGAUGCAGUAGAUUGCUUUUAAUGGGGUUAUUCAUUAAACUGCAUAUUUAAGAGCAGAAUAAGAGACCUAGAGAGCAAUUUCUUGGUGUAUGCACUUAAUUUUUUUCCCUUUUGUAAUUAAAGAGACACUUUAGGCACCAUAACGACUUUAGCUUCAUGAAGCAGUUUUGGUGUAUAGAUCAUGCCCCUACAGUCUCAGUGCUUAGUUCUUUGCCAUUUAGGCGUUAAAUCACUUUGUAUAUUCAGCCCUUAUCACACCCUCCUGCAAGUGACUUUCUUAAAAACAUCCCGUAAAGAGAGAUGUAAUGUUUAAACUUCCUUUAUUGCACAUUCUGUCUAAUUUAGAAUUUCUUAUCUCCUGCUCUGUUAAUAGCCUUCUGCACCCUUGUAGGAGCCUCCAGUGUGCAAUUAAAGAUCAAGUUACAUUGCAAUAGGUAAAAUGUCUAAAGCAAGUAACCAUCUGAUUGAAAAUAAAAACAUUGUUUUAAUGCAGAUAGGGAAGGUGUGGCUAAGGUUGCAUAAACAGAAGCAAGGUGAUUUAACUCCUAAAUGGCAGAGAAUUGAACAGUGAAAUUGCAAGGGAUUGAUCCAUACGCUAAAACUGCUUCAUUAAGCUACAGUUGUUUGAUGCCUAUAGUGUCUUUUUAAGUUGUAUUGAAUAUUCCAAGGAAUACAAAAAGCACAUUCAAUACAUAAGAACAAAUAAGAGCACUGUCAAUGCAUAGGGUUAGAGUUUCCAAAUUUUACGAUUGCAUUAGAAAUACAAAACUGUAUUCCUAACCCUAUAGUGUCCCUCUGUAAUUAACUGAAAGACCCACCCUCACUGUCAAAUAAACGCUUAAAAAUAAUUUUAUUCACUUUCCUAUUUCCAGUGCUAGAGUCCAUCGGCACUAGCUCACUCUCUUCCUCAUCCAACGUCAUGGCAAUGGGAGAAACUAAUGCCCAUGCGGGGUGAGCGCUAUCUCAUUAGGAUUUUGAAGAUGCUGGACAUCCUCAUGCAAAGAGUGAGGACAUCCAGGGUUUUUUCACUGAGUUAAACUCUGUGAAAAUCCAGAAAGCUUCUCUAGUGUCUAGUUCAGGGAUAAGCAACCUUAGGCAGACCAGAUGUUGUGGACUAGAUCCUCCAAAAUGCUCUGACACCCAUAAUGCUGGCAAAGCAUCAUAGGUGUAGUCCAAAACAUCUGGAGUGCCGAAGGUUGCCUAUGCCUGGCCUAGUUUCUGGGAGAUAGCCACUAGAGGCUGUCUUAACCCUGCAAUAUAAACAUUGCAGUUUCUCUGAAACUGCAAUGUUUGACAUUGCAGGACUAAGGGGGACAGAGGCACUGCACAAAGACCACUUCAAUGAGAUGAAAACAAGAACAUUGACCCAGUGCACAAACCGUAAGAAGUAGAAGAGGGGAAUAAAGCACAUCAUGUGUUUUAAUCCUUUAUGAGCCUAAGGGAAAAGCACAUUUUUUUAGUUAAGGUUUCAUUUUAGUAAUAGAAAGAUCACUCUGAUUUUUUUAUGUAAUUUGUUUGCAUCAAAUGCAAAGCUGUGCUAGGGGACAUCUAAACAUAAAAGGAAAGUUCAAAAGUCCCAUGACUCCCUCUGUGCAACCUGCAUGUGCAUGUGUGUGAGAGUGAGAGUGUAUGUAUGGAUGCAGGGAAGCCUAGUGCACUUGGGAACAUGACAACACCAAUCCUUCAGAGGUGCAAGUGUGUGCAUAUGCACCUCUGCACUUCGCUAACUUCUAAUGUCGUGAGUUAACGAAGAAAUGCUAUUAACGUAAAGCAGACAAUCAGUCAUUAAACGAAAUGUACUGCCUUUAAAACAAGGGAAACAAAUCAAAAUUAAUGUCUACAGCAGGGAUAGGCAACCUUUGGCACUCCAGAUGUUGUGGACCACAUCCCCCAUAAUGCUUACACCCAUAAUGCUGGCAAAGCAUCAUGGCAGAUGCAGUUCAAAACAUCUGGAGUGUCGAAGGUUGCCUAUACCUGGUCUACAGUAAUGCACUGUGUAGCACCUUAAUAAAGUGCUCCUCAACCCUCUCCUCCAGGCACACCUAACAGUCCAGGAUUUAGGGAUUACCCAAAUGUGUCUGAGGUGUUUAGAAAAAUAAAACACUUUAGAGUAUAAGUUGUUUUUAGUUUUUUUAAAAACACCUUAGACACAUUCAGGUAAUCCCUAAAUUCAGGACUGUUAUGUGUGCCUGGAGAAGAGGGUUGAGGAGCACUGCCUUAAUACAUAUUAUAUGUAUUAUUUUGACGCAUAAAAAAGAAAAUGCACUUGGGCAUGUAGCAAUGAAUUCUCUUAUUCCUUCCCUCCUUAAAUAAGUAAAGAAAGGCCAUAAAAAUGCAGUUUUAGACAUAACAUUUCUGCAUCCAAAAUGCUACUGUUUUAAUAAUGACACCGACACAAGUUGUAUUGUUUAGGUUAGUGGUUUCCAAACCAGUCCUCAAGGCACACCCAGCAGUCCAGGAUUUAGGGAUUACCCAGUUGUGUCAAGGUGUUUUUUUUUUCUUUCUCAAAAUACCUUUGACACAACUGAGUAAUCCCUAGAUCCUGGACUGGUAGGCGUACCUUGAGGACUGGUUUGGAAACCACUGGUUUAAGGUGAUCUACCUCAUAUGGAUUUAUAUUAUUUAUAGGUGUAACUUCCUCCUUAAUGUUCUAAAACUGUUAAGCUCUCACCUCAUGAAAGCAUUAAAUUGAUAUUAUCUUAUAAACAGAUAUUUGUUUAAUAAAACUUAGAUAAUAUCAUCUUCUAUUCAGAGGAAAUCAGGACAUUAGGCUUAGUGCUGCCUACGGGGAGACACAAUGUUUGUACUGUCUGGAGUAUGAAAAAAACAUAAUAGUUAUUAGUAUUCUUAAAAGGACUCUCUAAGCACAAGAAUCUCUACAGCUCAUUAUUUGGUGUUGUAGGUCUUUGGGUGCUCACCCCGCUUUUUGGAGAGAUCUGAUUAAAAAAUGGGGCUUUCUCUGUAGGCCCUGCAUCCACUCUGAUAAUGUGAAAGGGUCACUUGCACGUUACCUGUCCAAAGCAUCAAGUCUUGUCUCAAUGAAUCUUCUGUAUUAUCUGGUUGGCUGUGGAAGGGUUGGCUUUUGGCUCCAGGAGAGACCUUUUUAUGCCACACGCUCCAAUGUUUUGUAAUAGAUUCAUAGCACCACAGACACUACAGUGAGUUUUAGGGAUUAUAGUGUUUAGAGUGCUCCUUAAAUGUCAUAAACAUACGCAACUAUAUAAUGUUCUACUUUAUGUAAUGCUACAUGUUAUACUAUAUAAUGCUAUAUCUUAUACUACAUAUAGAUAUAUAUUUUACAACAUAAUGCAAUGGAUGACACUGCCUUAUGAUUUUAUUGUUUAAAAUGCUUAAAAUGCAUGAGCAAAAUUGGUUUAAGGAAUGCAUAGUGUUAAACCUACCAGUCAUCGAACUACUGCACUUACAUUAGCAGCUAGAACAAUUAAAGACUGUGACAUGGAAUUAGAUGGUUCAGAAACAUUGCUUUGUCUGCUACAUCCCAUUCCUCCAAAGCUGUCUGUGUUGACUGAUCCUGAUAUUUGCUAAAACCCAUCCUUACUGUUUAUUAGCUCACAGCUUAAGAAUAUUUCUUCCACCUUAUUCUGCUUUGCCAAAUCACUCCUUUGUUCCUGGGUGUUAUCCCUACCCUAUACCCGAACAAUUUUCCCAGUUAAUUCACUGUAUUUUUCCAUCACAUCCUCCCAGCCAGCCUUUUAAUGCACGCACGUUUCUAUAUUUGAUCAUGCAAAUUUUGCAGCCUUUAGUUUUCUGUUGCUUGGUCAUACAGACAGUCACUUAUCUACAUAGCUGCAAUUUUCUGAAUUGAAUGCUGUGUGCUCAGAGACAUGUCAGCUGUGUGCUGUAUCCAACAUGUCACCUUAUCAUUUAAUGCCUGUUCUCUUAAAUACCCACAGUUCAUUGCACACCUACCUGGUAUUAAAAGUCUUAAAUUAGAGGAUAUGCAGUACUGAUCCUUUGUUAAAAUCUAUGCAAUAUAGAUUAUAUAUAGAUUAAAAUCUAUGCAAUAUUUUAUCAAAUAAUGUUCAGCUGUAAACUAAGGCAUGUAAUCUAAGUUUGUACUUGAGACACACCGUUGGAAUGGCAAGUAUCAUACCGUGCUAAAUUGUAACUAGGGAUUGGACAGAAUUUAGAAAAGAAAAAGGUAAAAUAAUUCUAGUGUAUCAAAAGCAACAGAAUGUAUCAAGACAAAUAAAUGUGAUGAAAACAUAUAGUUCCUACUAAAACGUAUAGAGAUUAAUGCUGCCUCAAUCUUUGAAAAAGCAACAACAUCUUUUGGUCUAAUAACACCAAAAAAGGCUAAAAAAAACUUGAAAGGCAAGAUGUUCUUGAAGGUUAUAAUUUUAAUGAAAUGUGUUUUUUGAUGUCUGGCUAUAUUGUCCAUUAUUCCGUGACACUGUAUUCCUGUCAACUACAAAUAUUGGUCCAACCAAGAUAGCAACUACCAGAACAUCAUAUUGUUGAAAAUGUUGAUCAUAUAAGGAAUUGCCACUCUGUCUUAAGACCUUACAGGCUAUAUCCAAUAGAUGUUUCCUAAGCAGCAUCUUUGUAACAAAAAUAUUUUGUGAGUGUGUCUAAUUUUAUUAUUCUAAAAUAUUAAAUUGAUUUUACAUUAAUUGUGUGUCUUACAGUGUUGGAAUAUUGCAAUGAUUCUGAUGAUUGAAAAAGUUAUAGAUUACUUGUUAAAGGGACAAGCCUUCUAUAAAACAAACCUUUCAGAUUAUUGUACUGGUUAUGCUGUUAGAUGGCUGAGUGAAGUCUUACUAUUUUAAUAAAACAGUUUUCUAGCAGCAUGACAAAAAUGGGAAGAAGCCCAGACACGCUACACACACACCCUCUGAUGAGAACGUCAUAAUGAGGAUGUUUAUUUAUACACUGUGCAUACACCAUAUUUGUAUAUGUGGUAUGGUGACCUCACGUGGUGCCAAAUGGUGAUUUCACACGAUCCUUUAUGAUGAGCACUAGGAUAUAGGAAGAUAUGCUGCAUAAAUCACAUGUAACCCUUUCAGCACCUCUGAAUUGACACAGGGAGGAAUUAUGGUGCUUACAGUGUGUUAAAUCUUAAACAUAGGACUGAUCAGUGCUACAAAUUGUAAAGAUAUAUACCUUAGACAUUUUUAGUUCUUGUAUUCCCAGCUUGUAAAGCUGCAUGGAUGCUACAAAUGGAUUAGUGGCUCCUAAUUACCCUAUAUACACAUGAACAAACUAAUUAUUACUCUUGCAGUAUUUCUAGUGAUCUCAUCAAGUGAGGCCUUCCUGUGUUUAUGUGCUACAUACAUUGAUAGAUAAUGAGCAAAACUGUUAAAAUAAAAAAUAAUUUAAAAAAAAUACAAUAGACUGUAUUUUUACUGGAUAUCUGUCUCUGUCUGUUUGACUAUAUAUAUAUGUAUAUAUAUAUAUAUAUAUAUAUAUAUAUAUAUAUAUAUAUAUAUAAUCAGACAGAGACAUAUAUAUAAUCUGUCCUAAUGUUUCUAAUACCUCACCUCCUAUAGUCUGUAAACUCGUUUGAGCAGGGUCCUCUUCAACCUAUUGUUCCUGUAAGUUUUCUUGUAAUUGUCCUAUUUAUUGUUACAUCCCCCCCUCUCAAAAUAUUGUAAAGCGCUACGGAAUCUGUUGGCGCUAUAUAAAUGGCAAUAAUAAUAAUAAUAUAGUCAAACAGACAGAGACAGAUAUCUGGUCAAAUAGACAGAGACAGAUAUCCUCUGUGUGUGUGUGUGUAUGUAUGUAUAUGUAUAUAUGUAUAUAUAUAUAUAGAGAGAGAGAGAGAGAGAGAGAGAGAGACAAACAGACAGAGACAGACCAGGGUUUUGGAAUAUUGCAAUGCUUCUAAUGACUGAAAAAGUUACAGAUUACAUGUUAAAGGGACAAUCUGUACAGAACAAACCCUACAGUUUAUUGUAGUGGUUAUACAGCUAGAUGGCUGAGUGAAGUGCCACUGUUUUGAUAAAACUGUUUUCCAGCAAUACGACAAAAAGCUGUUUUUAAGUAGUAGGACAAAGAAUAGGAGGAAGCCCUGUCACCCUAAGCAUACCCCUUAUGAUGAAAACAUCAUAAUAUUGUUAUAGUUAAGACUACACUAUAUUUGGAUAUGUAGUAUGGGGAGCACACAUAGUGUGCUAUGGUAAGCUCUGAUAAUGGGACACGGUGAGUUUACACAGUCUGAUAUGGCGAGUAUUAGGAUGAUCACUUGGAAACGUUUCAAAUAGUAUUGAAUCAUUUGGAAAGCUUGUUAAAUCAAGAAUGUUAUCAGUGAAAAUUCUGAGUUAAGUGAAUAACCCUGAGGUGCGUGCAUGUAGAAAUGUCUGGUUAAACACAAUAAUUAACAAUAAAAAAAACAAAGCAAGGCUUAGAAAUCUUUGCAUACUGUGCUAUAGCUCAGUCCGGGUAAAAAGGCAAGACAUUUUGUUUAUUUUAUUUCUUCUUAGUUAUUGGUUUUACAAAGACAAACUGACACACAUUCCUAAUGAUCAAUUACAGUGUAACAAUAGACACCAUAACACAUCAAAGUAAGAAGGAAAAUGAAAGUGAGAAAGAGAGAGAGUAAAGGUGGUGUUAAGGUAGGAUGUUCAGCCCCUCUGCUACUCCAUUUAUCAAAUCGUUUGUACAACAUUCUUGUGGUUCUGGAGAAGGAAUCUUCAAGGUGUUCUAAGCGCUAAUUUCAUAAUAUAUUUGGAGAUGUUAUUCUAAAAAAAGCAAAUUGUGGAUCUGUUAGUUUCAAGUGGCACACUAAUAAGACUGAAACAUGGUUGCCAAUAACUUGGAUUGUUGGGCACAGCCCAUACAGGAAAAUAAAAUAACAGGAAAACAAAUCACAAUUUCACGUGCAGCUGCAAAGGUGAGUCUUGUUUGGUCACUUCAUAGUUCACUGAAAUCGUUCACUGCAGGAGAGAUCUGAAAAUUAGCAGUUUGCUAUCUUUUCAGAGACACAUAAGGCAACUAACAAAGUUCCAGAGAGUCCAAACAGUAAGUUUCUGAAUAAUCACAAAAUCAAAAUUAUUUAAUAUUUCAUGUUUAAUAGUAGGACAAUAACAACAGCAUGUGGCACGCAUUGGCUAACAGCACUAACGUAGGUGAGCAACAAGCACACAUCUACUCCACUCACUGAACGUGAAAGAUAAAUACUUCAAAGGAUAAUUGCUAAAUUCCACAAAUGUAAAGCCUGAAACAUUGACACCAAAAUAUAAUCUGCACCUUUGUGACAAGAACAGCUGUGCAUAGUGAGCGUCAUUACGUUGGAAUCUGUGGCAUAACUGCCAUUCUGAAUCCUUCUGUAAUCAAGGCUGACAGUUUAAUAGACAUAACAUGGGUUAAAGACCAAAACCUGGAUGCUGAGUAAUUUAAACAAAUAUAAUAUAGGUUAAUGAGUUCUGCUAUACACUGCUUUCUUCAUCUAGAUCAUCUAGAUUGGUUCAAGUUUGGAGAAAGUUAAAUAACCACUUUACAUUAUUACAAUACCUAGAAACCUAUGAGUAUCAGUAUACCCAAUGAUAACUCUGCAUGGUUACAUAAGUAUAAGAUAACUUAACAAAAACAGAUACACCUUAUUCAGGGCCAGAUUAAGAGCCCAGUGGGCCUGGUGCUGACAUUUAUGAGGGAGCCUAAGUACAGGAUCUUAUCGACCAAAAACACUAAAACAGUCAUACCAUCAAGCGUUAUGUACCUGGUGGAGAUGUUGCCGCAGGGAAACUCAUAGGAUGCAGCUAUAAGAAAACUCAGAUUCUUUUAAAAUAUGCUAAUCUCUCUCUCUCUCUAAUUCAUGCUUUCAUCUAUCAAGUAAAUCCAUACCCCCUAACAGCAGUGUCCAGCGAAGCAGGAAGUCAAUCUGCGAUGUAAAAGGGUGGGCCACUGACGCGGAUCAUGUAACCAGAACUUCCAAAAGGGGCGAACAUGCCCAAAAAGGAUGUAUGUCUGCACAAAGAAUGGGAAGGCUAGCCUGGCAUGAAUGCAUGUCAGGCUGCCUGCCAAUCAUGCAUGCUGGCCAAAAGCAUCCUGAGCUUGGCAUAAAUGCGACUAAUGAUGCGCUCGCUCCAUGCUUUAUAAGGACUGUCCCCUAGCACUCAAAUGUCAACAUGUCUCCUUACCUUCUUACUAGCAGGCAGAAGCUCCUGGUAUACAGUCUGAGACAGAGAAAAGGUGGAUGUAGUGAGUGUAGAAGAAAGGGAACAUGCCACAGUGUUAGAGAGACCAAAGUCAGCAUUACCUUAACUAAUUUAAUUUUUGAUCUAGUCCACACAAGUUUUGUUUCCAAAUAUCCCAAAUAUUAAGUUUCCAUACUUAAGCAAGAGUAUGUGAAGAGUAGUUAGGGUUGUCACCAAUCUUGGAAAAAAAAAUACAUGCCUUGCUAAUUUGCAUAACUAAUUAUGUAUGUGUGACAUCACACGAUGUAAAUCACAAGGAGUGACAUAAGAGAAAAGUCUGUGAAAUCACCAAAAACAACUUACAGUUUGAUUCUGCUGUAUAGAUGGAUUGCUCCCAAUGACUCCCUGUCUCCCAGUGUAUGUCUCCCAAUGUCCCUAUGGGUUGUCAAACUACUUCUACAAUAAAUUCAGACCUACGCUAACCCCACACAUCACCACACCCUUCAACCACGCCAAACAAACAGGAAUCAUUCCUAAAGAAAUGCUGGAAGCAUUUACAGUCGCGCUUCCCAAACCGAACAAACCCUCGACCAUCAGUGCCAACCUAAGGCCUAUUUCCUUAUUCAACGCCGACAUUAAGUUAUAUGCCAAGCUACUAGCUAAUAGGAUCAAACCACUCUUUCCCACUCUAAUAUCUGACGAACAAGCAGGCUUUGUACUAGGCAAACAGGUAGGCGACAACACUAGGCACUUCAUCAACCUUAUAGAAUGCCAAGGGGGAAUUAUGCUAGCGCUGGACACUGAAAAAAUGUUCGAUUAAAUUAGCGGUACAUGCAAUUGACACUCAACAAAAUGGGCAUUCCCCUAUCGUUCAUAACCAGCAUUCUGGCCCUCUAUCAGAGCCCAUCGCCAAAAGUAUUUAGCAAAGGCUUCCUCUCAUCCCUGCUGGCCAUUCGCAACGGUACCCGAGAGGGCUGCCCCCUCUCCCCACUCAUAUUCAUUCUCUGCCUAGAGCCUUAAAUACAGCACAUAAAACAAGAUACACAUAUCCAGGGUAUAUCCAUGCCAAAUGGCGAACAAAAGCUGACAUUUUUUGCCGAUGAUAUUCUUCUGUUUAUAACCAAUCCGACACAGUCCCUUCCGCAGUUACUUGACCUACUAGCUAAAUAGUCUCCUACUUGAGGAUAAAAUCACAAGAGAAUCAUAUUCCUUUGCUCCACAAACUCAAAACCCAAAUGACAACAUGGGAAGAACUAGAGGUGUCAUGGCUAGGACGCAUAACCUCUAUAAAAGUGAUGAUACUACCGCAUAUAUUGUACCUGGUUAGAACCAUUCCUAUAGAGCUGCCGACCCACCUCAUCAAGAGAUUCCAAUUGGUCAUAAAUGCCCAUGUAUGGAAAAGGACCCCCCCACCCCCAAACUAUCGAACAAAAGUAUGGGCCUCCACCACAGACUGGGUGGUCUAGGUCUGCCGGACAUUCGGUUCUACUACCGGGCAUCCUUGCUGGCACAGGGAAUGAGACUGCUAAGAGCAUCCACUGGAGAACCGACCCCUAUCUGGCUUACCUUUGAGAAUGCUUGUCUAAACCCGAUACACAUAAUCCAUGCUCUGUGGGUGGGCGCCCUGACUCCCCCAAACAGUGUAGGUGACCUCUAUAGUAUGGACACUUUGAAAACAUUCCCGACCCUGCAAGAGGAAUUCUCCCUCCCUUUUAGGGACUUUUUUCUUUAUCUGAGGGUCAAGAACAUCAUACAGGCCAAUAGUCAAGGCGAAGGGACAGCAUUACUCCCCAGGGUCUACUCCCCACAGCACUUACUGACCUACUUACUGACUUACUGACCCGCACCGUAAAAUGCCUUGUGGGAUACUAUUACCUCACACAAACUUCCAUACACGGCACAGUGGGAAAGGGAUAUUGGAAGGGAAUUUACUUUACACCAGGAAAGCAUUCAGAAGCCUCUGGGAGGCAUUUAGCAAAAUUACGAUGCGCUGGUACCUGGUGCCUCACAGACUAGCUAGGAUAUAUGACACAGUCUCCCAUUUCUGCUGGAGGUGCGGGAGCGCACAAGGUACGAUGUCACAUAUAUUCUGGAAAUGUCCUAGAAUUAAGCCCCUCUGGACAUGUUUACAGGAUGUCAGCCACACGACUACCAACAUUUCCCUUCCACUAACACCUGAGGGGUACCUUCUACAUAUAUUUCCCACUCUGCGCUAUAACCCAUGUGCCUCACUGAUUAUUAAUCUCCUAAUGGUCACUAAAAUAGCCAUAUCCUCCCAUUGGAAAAGCACGGUGAUCCCUUCCCUGGACGAGAUUUCAAAGCGAUUAGAUAAUGUCUGCUUAUGCGAAGAAAUGGCCCUCAGGAUGAGAGAAAAAGUGCAGCAGAAUGAGAAAUUGUGGAAUAGCUGGCUAAAGCACCGUGAGGCAAACAUGAUACCCCAUGUCAGUAGACAUGGAAUAACUGGUCUGAAUAGUAGAGAGCACAUACACCCUAUUGGACACCAACAAGCACGGCAGGAACCCUAGUCCGCUUCUUUUCUUUUUUCCUUUAUUUCAAUCCCUUGUUACCAAGUUCUAUGUUGCAUACCUUUUCUUUUAUGUGCCAUCAUACGUGACAGGCAAAUGUGAAAAUGAACUAAAGCCAACAGCAGAGUGUUUAUUCAUAUGAGUCAUUGAUGUUACAUAGGGGCCAAGAGCCAAUCCGGGGAUAGACUUUUGUGAUCACCUCAUUCUCUACUCCUAUAAUUUUGUGGUAUUUGUGUGCUGAAUGGCCCAGUUUUGACAAAUAGACACCCACCCCCCACAUUAGAUAGAUGGCAGUAAACAGUUGAGCAAAAGUGUGAGUGAAUGUUCUUGGAUGAGAGAAUAUUCAUCCGGCACUAGACCCUCCAUAGACUGCUGUACACUGUGGGAUGAUCCUUGAUCUAUGUACCAGGCCGCAUCAGGGCCUAGCCGACACCCAUACCCACCGUCUGCCUAGACACAGGCCACUUGAGUUUUAAUUUAGAUUUUAUAGUGCUAUAGGUAAAAUUAGUGGAUGUGUGUGAGGGCCAAUUAAUGUGUUGAAUGGCCCAUUUUAGACAUAAAGGCAUUCUCGCAGUUUGGUGAGCGAACGUGUGAGUAAAUGUCGCUGGAUGAGGGGUUCUUAGCUCCUCAGAGACCAAUUCGUACUUAUUUUUUAUGUUGGGAAUUCUUAUAUCAAUACAAAAAUAAAAAUUGUAAAAAAAAAAAAGGCAUAUAUAAGAGACUGCAUUAUCCUCGCGUAAACAGAAAAAGACAAAGUAGCUCUCAAAGUAAAAGAUAAUACAACAUUUAGCCCAAAGAGUGCCUGUAUCACUAAGGGGGGACAUGAUGCAGACAGUAGGAGGGGGUUUUUACACUGAUGCAAACCAAUGAAACCUAGAUUAUGACUACAGUGACAGCACUGGAGAAGAGUGAAUAUUUCAUUAACCUCUUCUAGAGCAAAACAAAUAUAUUGUUUAAAAAAGUGGUUCCCAAACUGUGUGCCACGGUUCCCAAACUUACGUGCACACGGGGGUAACGCGGAAUGUUUCCCUGAUGCUAUGAUUAUAGCACCGGGGAAACAUUACUGCUCAACAGGGACCUGGUCAAGUGCCCCUGUAAUGUCAGACGGCUGGGAGGAAGUGGCAGCCUGUCACUUCCUUCCAUCAUCAUUCAGAAAGAAGGCGCAGGAGAGAGAGGAGGCACUUGUAGCAUGAGGAGAGAGGAGCAUGAAGAGCUCCAGAUCCAUCCACUCCUCCCAGCAGGACCAGGACUCCAAGCCACCCUCCUGGAUACACAAGGUCAGCUAACAAGAGGGUGGCUGGAGAUAUAAAAAAAAAAUCACUUGUGUGUGAGUGUUUGUAUGAGUUUGAGUUUGAGUAUGUGUGUAAGUGUGUGUAUUGUUGUAAGUGUGUAUUUUAGUGUGAGUAUGAGUGUAUGUAUGUGUGUGCAUGUGUAUGAGUGUAUGUUUAUGAAUGUGAGUGUAUGUAUGAGUGUAAGUAUGUGUACAAUUGUGUGUUUGUGUUUGAGUGUGUGUGGGUAUGAGUGUUUGUAUGUGUGUGAGUGUAUGUAUGAGUGUGUGUGUAUGUGUAUGAGUGUAUGUGUGUGAGUAUGAGUGUGUGUGUGUCAGGGUGUGUGUGAGUUUGUGUGUAAAUAUAUGUCAGUGUGCUUCUGUGACUGUGUGUGCGCACACAUCUGUGUAUGUGCCUCUGUGUGUCAGGGUGUAUGUUUUUAUGUCAGUGUGUGUAUCUGUGACAUGGUGUGGGCAUGUAUCAAUGUGUGUGUGUGUGUGUCAGGGUGCAUGUGUGUAUGUUGGUGUGUAUGUGUCGGGCGUAUCUAAUUUUGUGUGUAUGUGUCGGUGUAUUUAUAUGCACCUCUGUGUUAAUGUGCAUGAAUAUCUGUGUAAGUAAGUAUGUAUGUGGUAGUGUAUGUGCAUAUAUCCAAUCAGUCAAACACCAGCACAACAUACAAGCACAUUCCUGCAAUCUAACACAAAUAUCACAUACAAACAGACCCCUGCAUUAAAACUAAAAAAAAUAUAUACAAACACAUCCCUUCACUCAAACACAAAUACUUCACACAAAUGUACAUCGACAUUUAAAAGUGAACAUUACAUUCAGACACACCCCUGCAAUCAAAUGCAAACAUUACAUACAAACGCACCCCUGUAUUAAAACACAAUAAAUUUAUACAAGCAUCGCUUCAAACACCAACACUGUACAUUACACUAGAGCACUAAUAAAUGCGGCAACGCUGUACAGAUGUACAACCUAGAAAUUUGACUUGGGGUGCCUUGGAAAAAUACUGAAAUUUUAAACCUUGAAAAAAACAUGAGAGCAGAAAUAUCUGAAUGUAAAAAUUUGGAUGCAGAUCAUUAUCUUUUUAUAUGUAGUUAGCACCUUUUGGGGGCUAUUUUUAUCAGAUGCUGACGUGCUCUGAAUUGUGAAUGCAAUCUGAGGCUAAUCUCUGCAUUUGGCCUGAACUAUGUUUAGUGAGUACUGUGAUUUUGGGUUAGAUAUUGGGUUCAGUUUACUUGAGCUUUGCAAUUCAGAGGCCAAUACAGAGCUUAAUGAAUAACCAUGGAGGAAUUGAGCAUUUUUUAAUUAAAGUAAAUAAUUAUUACAACUGCCAGCCAGCUGCUACCCUAUACCUCAGUAAUAUGCAUAGUUACAUAGCUGAGAAGAGACGUGUCCAUCAAGUUCAGCCUUUUUCACAUUUGUUUUUGCUGUUGAUCCAAAAGAAGGCAAAAACCCAGUCAGAAGCUCUUACAAACUAGGAACAAAUUGCUUCUUGAGUCUAGAAUGGCAUUCAGAUAUCUCUUUGGAUCAAGGAGCUACUCCACUAAUUAAAAAAAUAUCCCUGCACAUUAUGUUUUUGCAAGUAUUUAUCCAAUUGCUGUUUAAACAUCUGUAUAGACUCUGAUAAAACCACCUCUUCAGGCUGAGAAUUCACAUCCUUAUUGUUCAUACUGUAAAAAAAAACUUUUUUUUCUUCCAGUCUAAAUGCAUGACCUUGUGUCCUGUGUAUAGUCAUUUGUGAAUAGAUUUCCAGACAAUGGUUUGUAUUGGCCCCAAAUACAUUUGUAUAAUGCCAUCAUACUUGGACAUACGUUACUAAUUGGAUUCUCUCUACUCUGUAUCAAACGCUGUUUAGUAGGCAGAAUAAACCCUUGCUCUCCUAAGAGAAUCCAAUCCUUAAUGUGGAUUGUAAUAAUUAAUAUGCCUGUGUAGUCAGUGGUCAAUAAAAAGGCAUCCUUGUUAGUUCAAAUAUUUAACAUAUGACUGCAACUUAUUAUAUAAAUGAUUAAGAGGUCUUACUGUUAUACAAGCAUUAAAAUGGUAAAUACAAGAGAUCAACUCUUGUUAUUGUAAUGAUUGUUAGUGUCAGACCCAGUUGUUCCAGUAACAUUGGACCAGCUGAUUUACUGGGAUUUCAAACACCACAGGCUAUGGAGUUUACUGGGAAUAGUGUGAAGAAAAAAACAAAAAAACCAUCAAGUGAGCAAAAAUUCUCACAGCGGAAACAACAGACUCAGUCAAGGUGACAUAGAGAUCACAUAUAUACAACCACUCUUUGUAAUAUUGAUGUCCAGAAGGGCGUCUCUUAAAAACAUAGCUCUUUGGAACUUAAAUGGGAACCAUCACUUUUUGGAAAUUGAUAUCGUAAAAUAAAACAUUGAAAAUGACCUAUAAUAGAAUUUAUUUGGGCUAAACGGAGUAUAGAAUACUUAGGUCUCGAAGUGGUGAGAGAGGUCCAGAGGACUAUGGAGCUGAACUUUUUAAGGCUCUUGAGACAGACUAAUAAAAUAUGAAAAGGAUGGAAAAAGCACGAAAUAUCAUGGUGGGGAAGAGGAAAUACUAUCGGAAAACUAUAUUCUGCCGAAAUGGUCUUACCUUUUCCAGAUGAUCCCUUUAAAGGUAACAUCUAUAUGGACAACAAUGAUCCAGAGAAGUUUAGGUGGUUUCGUAUGGAAAGGCAGACGCCCGAGAAUAAGUAGAAACAGCAUAGCAAUGAAAACUAAAAAAGGCGGAAUUAAUAUGCCUUUAAUAGAAGAUCUGUAUAAAGCUAAUAUCUUAACACACACACACACACACACACACACACAUAUAUAUAUAUAUAUAUAUAUAUAUAUAUAUAUAGAUCUCAAUUACAAAAUAAAAAGAAAGAAUUCUGGUAUCAAGUUGAAUGCGAUAUGACUAGUAUAAAUAAUUGGGAAACAGCUAUAUGGAACAUUAAAGAUCCUAACAACCUAAAACAGAGUUAUUGUAAUUAAUCUAAUGGAAGAGUGGGAAAGCUUAAAGAAAAAGCUGAGGCCAGAAAAAAAUAUUUAAAUAGAAAAUAUUACGCUAAGAAAUUGGAUAAACCAACUUAUGGAUGGUAUUAAUAUCAAAUCAUUCCCCUGCCUGCAAACAGAAUUUUCUCUCCCAAAUAAUGAAUUCUCUCUAGAUCUCUAUAAAAUGAAUCUCACAGCAGAGUAUUCUUCUAGGAUAUCUAGCCUAUUAAGCGGAGAUAUCAUAAAUAGACCCCUGUCAAGAUCAAUGGAAUAUGUGUCAUCUAUGUCUCCCUUAGAUAUAUCGGUAAUUACCAGAUGGGGAAAAAUACUGGGCCAUCAAAUUGAUACAACUGAAUGGGUGAAGGGUUUCCAUAUGGUAACAAAAAAUAUACAUUGUUUAAACUAUGUGGAGACCCAUGUUAAGGUUAUAUAUAUAUAAGUUAUAUAAGAUAUCAGCCAUAAACCCAAAUGUGUGUUGGAGAUGCAAUCAACAUGAGGGCUCAUAUAUCCAUAUAUGGUGGUACUGCCCAAAGAUUCUCAGAGUGUGGAAUAGAGUGUUUGAAUGUCUUGCACAAAUGGAUGUCUCUAGACUUAUAAGGUCACCUACAGUUUUUUUUGUUACCCACUGUUUUGUAUCAGUUAAAAUUACGAUGGCACGUAGGUGGAGACAAUUAGAACCUCCUACCUGGAGUGAGAUCAAAAAACAAAUAAACCAACAAUUGGUAAUGGAGCGAAGCCUCACUUAUUUAAAUAAAUAAGACAUAAAUAAUGUCUCUUAUAAAAAGAAAAAAAAAGAAAAUGACCUAUAAUUUGUAUUAGCAUUUUCUUUAGUGGAAUAGUCUAUUUAAUUUUAAAUGUUUAUUGAAGAUUUACCAAUAGACAGAACAAUCUAGUUCAGUCCAGACAUAGCCAAGUCACAGACUGUUUCUGAUCCUGUUUCUAAUCUUCAACUUACUAUGAUCUCUUCUGGUUGAUGAUGUUUUUCCAUUAAAUAUGUUUUAUUGUCUUUAUACACAAAAGCAAUGAAAAAAUAAUACAUGGACAUUGAAAAGUCCCAAACCAGCUGUCAUGAUUUUGAGCAGGUCAGAUAGGAGACUUUGGCCAGGGUUGUUAUUUGAAACUUUAUUGGUGCUUUUAGACAUACUUGAGAAAAAACAGAAUUAAGGCAAUAUGCCACAAAACAGGAUACUUGUAAAUAAUAAAGAAAGUAUGUGAUCUCCAGGUAGGUUUGAAACAAAGGCAGGUUGGUAUUAAAGGCAGGCUGGUUACAGAGGCAGGCUGGUAACAGUGGAAGGCUGAUAACAGAGGCAGGCUUGUAACACAGGAAGGCUGGUAACAGAGGCAGAGGUCAAAAUCAUACGUAUAAGAGUGGAGCAGGUUUGAAGGUAAGUCUGGAGCAGGUUGGUAUGGGGCAGGGUUGAAGGUACGUCUGGAGCAGGUUGGUAUGGAGCAGGGUUGAAGGUAAGUCUGGAGCAGGUUGGUAUGGAGCAGGGUUGAGGGCAGUUCCAGAUUAACAUAGGGGCUGAUGGAGCUGCAGCUCCAGGCCCAGGCCCAGGCCCAUGGAAAAGGCCCAUUGAUUAAAAAAAACAAAAAAAACACUUUUUUUUUUUUUUACACACUACUCUUAGGGUUGCCAGAAUCCCCUUGUCUCACACAUGUCAUGUGCCCUUGAGGGGUUAAUCGAUGCAUAUGUUAGCACAUUGUAGAAGAGAUAUAUAAUGGGUAUUUAUUGCUUGUAUCUCUAUUGGUAUGUUGGGACCAACCAUUUCUUACUUGCUAUCCCUAUGUGCCAUUGAGACCUGCCGCUAGGCCAUUCAGCCCACAUUUCUGCUGACACUGACACUAACAAUCAUUACAAUAAUAAAAGUUGAUCACUUGUAUUUCCCAUUUUAAUGCUUGUAUAACCUCUUCACUGUGUCUGCAUUCUUAAUAUAAUGAGUUGCAGUCAUAUGUUAAAUAAUAUUUAAACUAACAAGUAUGCCUUCAUAGUGACCACUGACUACACAAGCAUAUUAGUUAUGCCUUGUACAGUGCUACAGCAUUUGCUGGUGCUCUAUAAAUAAUAAAAUAAUAAUACGGUAAUUAUAAAACACAUUGCGGGUUGGAUUCUCUUAGGAGAAUAAGAGUUUACUCUGCCUACUAAACCUCAAUUUUCCUGUAGACUUUAGUGGAGUAAUUGCUAUUCAGUACACAGAGUACAGAAAAUCUAAUUCAUAACGUAUGUCUAAGUAUGAUAGCAUCAUACAAAUAUUUUCGGGGCCAAUACAAACUAUUGUCUGGAAAUCUUUUCAGAGACAGGACUGUGCAUAGGACACAAAGUCACACAUUCAGACUGGAAGAAUGGAGAUUUUUUCUAAAGAAAAGGAAUGAUUUUUUUUACAGUCAGAACAAUGAGGAUGUGGAAUUCUCGGCAUGAAUAGCUGGUUUUAUCAGAGUCUAUACAGAUGUUUAAGCAGGAAUUGGAUAAAUAUUUGCUAAAACAUAAUAUACAGGGAUAUCAGUUUUAAUUGGUGGGGUAGCUUUUUGAUCCAAGGAGAUAUCUGACUGCCAUUCUGGGUUCAAAAAGGAUUUCUUUCCUAGUUUGGAAGUGCUUCAGACUGGGUUUUUUGACUUCUUUUGGAUCAACAGGAAAAAUAAGUCUGAGAAAGGCUGAACAUGAUGAACAUGAUGCAUAUUACUGAGGUUUAGGGGGGAAAAGUCUCAAUUCUUACAUGCUGUAUUGUAAAGCUCAUAUAAAACAACCCCAAUAUCUAUUUUAUCAAUUAUUUUCAUGAAAGCAGAGAUAAUCAAUGACCUGUAGAAAAAUGCCCUAUUUUUGGAAUCAAAUAGAACAAUUUUCCCAUAAAAUAUUUAGCAAUGAUUUAGAUAUAACGUAGGCAAGGUAGGUGAUAAUUAGGUGAUACAUAUAUAUAUAUGUGAAAGGCAUAUGCCUGAAAUUGUGGGAGGGAUUAUUGGUACUAUUUAAACCCAGUAGCCCCUGCUUACCUGUUGUUGACGAUUUCGGAUGUUCCACUGUUCUACUUCCGGUUCACAGGACCCUGACGUAAUUUUCCCGCCCGCCGGCAGUCCGUACGAACGACUAGCCCAAUUGCUUUUGUGCAGUUUCAUGAGUAUUGAGAGAAAACGAACACAGCCAAAUACGAACAGGCUAACUGUAAGUAGUUUCGGUUAUAUAAAUGCACUUAAUAUCGUUUCAUUAGUCGCAUUCAUUGCGUUUCAAAUUUUGUGUGUUUUCCCCGUUCGGUCAAAUAAUGUUUCAGUCUGCUUCAUUCAUGUCCUACGGUAAAAUUUUUCAUUUGAAUGAGAAACAGACAAACGGCAUGUCGUGGGUCUCAUGUACUGAUAUACAAACACUUUACAAAAAUGUAGGCUAUUGCGUUCGCGCCAAAAAUCACAAUACCAAUUCGUAUAAAGGCUCUGUUCGAGUAAAUCCUUUCUAUCCAUUCCCUAAGAGUGAAAUUCGUUUCUGUUUCACACAUUACAGUAUAAGCAAUUCUGUUUGACUAUUUUAGGUGAAUGUUAUGUGGUAGAAUUUUGCUGGCUACACUUAAGGUCUGUUAAACUAGUCAUAAGUUCAUUCCCAAUAGAGGGUUACGUUUUCUCCUUCCUAUUAUCAGCCGGCUUAGUCUGUCAUUUCAAUAUGUUCGCAUAGUUAAUUCAUGUACAUUUUAUCGCUUUCACAAUAUGUAACUGUUGCAUAUAUUCUGUUCUCAUUCUCUUAAAUGGAUUAAGUUUUUAUUUUCUUUUAUUAUUAUUAUUUGUUCGGUUAGACAUCUUUUUUUAAUAAAUUAAGAAAUAAUUAAGUCAGCUCUAAUUAUGCUGGUUCUAGUUAAAUAGAUUAAAGUUUAUUUUUCUUCUUCCCUCCAAAAUACUACAAUUACAGAUAUUGGUUUGCCGUGAUCCAGUCAUUAAAACUAACAGAAAUUAUUUAAAGAGGGAGGCCUCUAGAUUGCUAUCCCACUAUCCCUCCUUUUUUUUCUCUCUCUAUCCUCCUUACACUAAUUUUAUCUGUUAUAACCAGGACUAUUAAUAAGACAAGUUCCGGUUUGUUUCCCUCUAUAAAUAGUUUAAAGUUAUCACGUUUCCAAGGACAAGUCCAAGCUCCCCCAAGUCAACCUAAAUAGCGAAAGUCGGCUACUAUUUAGUUUCUCUUUUCCAGUUAUUAUUCAGCUAACCCACUACCCGCUAAAAGUACUAAUAUUAUUAAUCCAGUACAGCUCAUUCCACAAAACCUUAAAUGUUACAUAUUAGAAGGCAAAGAUAUUAAUCUGGCUUCCCUCCUCAUAGCAUCGCAAGACAUAAUUGAAAACAGGUCAUACACAUUUGAUGAUUAAUCUGUGGUAAUGAAGUCUAGAGACCCUAGAUUUAACAGGAAGUUAAAUAUUCCAGAGUUUGUCCUAACCUUCGGAUUAUAUAGGGACAUUAUUUGCUCUGCUUUUCCCAACCGUAGAGAGGAAUUAGAUUUAUACCUACACAAGCUUAUAGACUUAGCUUAUAAAUACGGAGGCUACGCAUUCUCCGAUUACCACAAGUCCUUCUCAGCAAGAUCUGCUUCGUUGCUGGCCCGAUUCAAUACUCCUACUGACUGGGGCCAGUUAGACAUAGAGUUGUUUUGCAGACAUUUUGCGGGUCUUAAAACACCAGCUUGUGCAAUAUGUUGCUCAGCUUUCCAUUCCAAUAACAUGGCGAUACCUUCCACUAGCAAUGCCAACCCAGAGUUUCAAACCAAUAUGGCUCAAAUGGAAAGAGAAUUGAAAGAUAAAUUAGGCAGGCCUAUCAUUUUUCUCUGGAAAGCUCAAGUGUGUAAUAAUUUUAAUGCAGGGGGAUGUAGUUACUGUGCUUGCAGACUUCUUCACGGGUGCUCACUUUGUUUCAGAGCACAUGCCAAAACAAUGUGUCCGAACAAAUUGUUCCCUAAAAAAUCAUUAACCCCAAUAAAGAUACCCAAUUUGCAACGUUACCUGACUGAUUAUCCAUCUUCAAAUCUUGUAGACUUUCUCACCUCUGGCUUCUCCAACGGGUUUCACACUGGCUUUGUUGCACUCCCCACAGGUAUUGUAGAAUGCCCCAACCUCCAUUCCACACUCACAGACCCAAUUAGUCUGCAGGAACUCCUCAAUAAAGAAACUGAGAAUGGUUUCAUGAUAGGUCCUUUCAAUACCCCACCAUUCACCUCUUGGAGAACGAACCCUCUAGGCAUAGCUACAGAGAAAUUUAACAAUAAAAAGAGACUCAUCAUUGAUUUCUCAGCACCUCACUCUUCUACUACCCCUAGUUUAAAUGCACUAAUACCAUCGGAGGAUUUCUUGUUACAAUAUGCAAAAAUAGACGAUACCAUACAAGCUAUUAUUAACUCCGGCAAGGCAGCUUGGUUAAGCAAAACAGACAUAACAAAUGCUUUUAAAUUAUUACCAAUUCAUCAAUCACUCUGGCAUCUGCAUGGCGUUAAGUGGGAGAAUAAAUAUUAUUUUGCGACUAGACUGACUUUUGGCUCCAAAAGCAGCCCAAAAAUCUUCGAUAUUUUCGUAGAAACCCUGACCUGGCUCUUACUUAACAAAAGCAGAUGUCCAGUAGUGAUUCACUAUCUUGACGAUUUUCUCUCCAUUGAACCACACUACUACAUACCACGCAGUCUACAACACAUACUUUCAUUAUUUGAAGAUCUGAGAGUUCCGGUUGCCUCAGACAAAAUAGAAGGUCCCAGCACUGAAAUAACAUACCUGGGUAUCACGCUAAAUUCGGUAUCCAUGCAAGCUAGCCUGCCUCGGGAAAAGGUAGACAGGAUUUUAACAUAUAUUGAAAUCUGCACCACUCAUGGUUCUUGCACCAGCAAAGAAUUACAAUCACUUCUAGGUUCACUCAACUUCGCUAUGAGGUUUAUUCCUCAAGGAAGGCCUUUCAUCUCUAGAAUACUCUCUCUUCUACACGGUCUCCUUGACGACGACUCUAGAACUAGUCUAGACGAACCAGCUAGGGCCGACCUAAGAAUUUGGCAUCUUUUUAUCCUCUUGGAAUGGCAGGUCCCCUUAUUCGUUUCCCCCAUCUCUGACGAUUCCACUGUAAUAUGAGCUGACACAGCAGAAGCCAUAGGUUAUGCUGCUAUUUUUGGCAAUGACUGGGUAUAUGAUACUUGGCCACCAAAAACCUCCUCCUUAGAGAAUUUUAACAAGACCUCAGCACUGUUUGAAAUCUACCCAAUAGUAGUUGCAGCACACAUAUGGGGCAAGGAAUGGAAAUGUAAAACAGUUGGGUACUUUUCAGACAACUUAGCGGCAUGUAACAUUAUUAACAAAGGUCGAUCUCAAUCCCUUACGAUAAUGAAUCUAGUAAGUAAACUUACCUGCUUAGCUGCAAAUGUACAGUUCUGUGUAUGUUGUAUCCACGUACCUGGCAUUCUGAACAACACAGCUGACGCUCUGUCAUGUUCUAAUUUACAGGUGUUUUUCAGAAUACAUCCUGCAGCGAAUGUUCAGCCCAAAUAACCUUCUCAGUUCACAGACCUAAUUAUUCUUUGAAUACGCUGUUAAAACACAGUAGGUCACUCGCACAAGUUGGUUUGUCAAUCAAUACUAAAAAAGUUUACGCCAGAGCAUAUGAUCUGUUUAAAAAGUUUGUGCGUGACUAUAAUAUAAUAAAUGUUUUUUUCAUAGAAACCAUGGUUGCAUUCACAACUUUUAGCCACAGCUCUUUGAGACUGGCAUACAAUACAAUUAAACUUUACUUAACAGGCAUACAACAUUACAUGUUAACUAUAUACCAAAACAAAACUCCAAUCUUAUCAUCAUAUCAGGUCAAAAGUAUCCUGAGAGGUAUUCAGAGACUAAAACAUCAGAAUCCCCUUAAAAGACUUUCCAUAGACAGUAACAUAUUUAGGAAGAUCUCUGAAUUAUUAGAUAGCAACCCUUUCGACAAUCUCACUAACACGGUAAUCAAGUCAGCAGCCUAUUUGGCAUUUUACGGUUUCUUGAGACCCAAAGAAUUGUCGGUGGAGAAAGCUUCUGACUUUAAGUCAUGCCUUAAGCAAAAACACUUAGCAAAAGUGAAUGACCAUUAUAUCCUGUCAAUCCCUCAUACCAAGUAUCAUACCCUCAUACCCCAGUAGAAAUUAAGUAUUAUCCUACCUUUUCCACAUGGUGUCCAAUACUAGUACUAGAUAACUUAAUUAAGAAUCAGCUCACAACAAACCCUGAUUACGCACUAUUAUCCCUUCAAGGGAAACCUCUUACCACCAAACAAUUCACGCUAUACAUACGCACACUAUUACUCAGGCUAGGCCACAAUCCACUUUCCUUCUCCAGUCAUUCAUUCCAUAUUUGUGCAACCACUGCAGCAUCCAGUAAUCACAUAUCAUUAAGAACAUAGGGCGGUGGAAAUCCUCUGCAUUCAACAGGUACAUUCCAAACCCAGAAAAGGAAAUCAGACUUGCUUUCCAUGAAAUGUCUAAAUAAUGUUUUGCGAAAUAAAUAAAAUCGUUUUCAUAAUUUUUGCCCUCUUUUUUCGGCACACCUCAACCGACUUUGUUCUUAUCAAAUUGCAUUCAAUUACAAACCAUACGUUUCACUAAUAUCCCGUACACAAAUAUAUAUAUAUAUGUUAUGGUGGGGAAAAAUUGUGAUUGAAACCCCCUUCCACCUGAAGUCCGUGGAUAAUUAAUACAAUGUUAAACAAAAAUCUGCACACUGGUCAAGCCAUAAGACUUGCUUUUCCCACAGAAAUCCCAAAACUGCAGCGAUGUUACAACCGCAAAGGAUUCUGGGUGGGCAUAUGCAAAUUAGAUUAGCAAAGAAUCACAUUUUUGCCUCAUUCCAUUUUAAACAUGGAUUCCUUUUAAUCUGUGUUUGCUGUAUACAACUGCUUGGAAUACAAUUUAGGAAAAGAUGCAAAACCAGUGAACCACUCAUGGACAGCUGUUUCGUUGUUAAUGCAACUCAUCAGCAUGAGGUUGGUUACUGGUUUGCUUAUUGAGUCUUGGUAGUGCUUGGGAAGCAAAAUCCAAACUGGUUUGCUUAUUGAGGAUUGACUGGUGUGCAGAUUUUUGUUUAACAUUGUAUUAACUAUCCACAGACUUCAGGUGGAAGGGGUUUUCAAUCACAAUUUUUCCCCACCAUAACCUAUUUGGAUUUUGCUUCCCAAGCAAUUUGAUUCUUUGUUAAACUAAUUUGCAUAUGCUCACCCAGAAUCCUUUGUGGUUGUAACAUUGCUGCAGUUUUGGGAUUUCUGUGGGAAAAGCAAGUCUUAUUGCUUGACUGGUGUGCAGAUUUUUGUUUAACAUUGUAUUAAUUAUAUAUAUAUAUAUAUAUAUAUAUAUACACAUAUAAGUAAACUGGUACAAUAUUAACAAGUAAAAUUACAAAAUGUACAAAUUAUAGUUGAAUCUUUUUAAUCCAAAGCUUAACAACUAAAAAAAUAUGUAAAACCGUUCAUUCAAUGUGGUCAUAGAGCCACCACCAGGGAUGCUAGAAUGGCCCAAAAAAUGCACUGUUCUUGGCUCAUGCUGAAGGCUAAUGAGAAUAUUCGUAAUAGGAUAUUAUAACGAUCAAAAUAUUGAAGGGACAAAGUCAUUACAAAGACACAGCUGCCACUGAGAAACCAAACUGCAACCAUUUAAGGAACUAUUUGAGAACAGAAAAAUAGCAGGGAACACAAAACUUGAAUGUAUAAAAAAAUAUUGUGGAUGGUAUGUCAGAUUCAGUAAUUGCUUCAAGAGUAAAGCGCAAAUACACAACAAGGAAAGAACAAAUGCCGAAGAGUUCUAAGAAGAAAAAAGUAAUUUUCUCCAAAGUACAUUUUCUGCACAGAUAAACCACAAACCUAAGUAGCAUAAUGGAUUGUAAGAACAAUUGUAAUAAUUUGUAAUAAUAAAAAAAUUGUUCAAUGCUAAGAAAAUUAAAGGGCAUGAUAGGGUUUUUAUAAUCUAUGACAGGGAAGCCCAAAAGGUAGAUCCCCAGAUGUUUCCAUGAUGCUUUGUCAUUCUAAAGGCAUGCACAGCGUCAUGGUAAUUGUAGUUCUACAUCAUCUGAGGAUCUACCUUUUAGGCACCCCUGGUCUAUGAUUUUCAAAGGGGAAAGGGUUGUUCUAGAUCCUAGUAACCAAAGGGCAGGCUAAUUGAGCAGUUGUCCAUUCUUACCUCUCUUGCUACUUAUCUUUCUUUAGAUUCCAGUAACAUACCAAUUUUGUACCUAUUAGGACUUUCAGGACAUUUGCUGAUAAACUCACUGACACUGAUGACCAAAGUAGGACAAAAUAUAUCGCUAAAAAAUUGUGAUAUCACAGAAGACCAGAAGGAUCAAGGGCUCCUGGGAGAUUCAGUGUUAAACUGUUAAAAAAAAGGUUGAGUCCAUGCUGUGAGACAACAUUAGGAGACUCUUGGCACCAUACUACAGUGUGUUUUAGUAGUUGUGGUGCUUAGACUGCAUCUUUAAAGGGACACUAUAGUCACCAGAACAACAACAGCUUAACUUCAGGCAUUUUCAUGUAAACACUGCCCUUUCAGAGACACCUUAGAUGGCCACUGGAGGGGCCUCCUGGCUCAUGGCUCAUGGUUCAUUGAUUCAGUGCAUCUCUAUGAGGAGGUCCUGAUUGCCCAAAACGACAUUUGGCCUCCCCCCGUGAUGAUUUGGGAAAGCAUUGGAUUGGCUAAAAUUGGGGCAAAAACUCCGGUAAAAUUGGGGCAAAAACAAAAGUGUUGCGCUCAUAAUUUUGUUCAGUGUAGUUUCUCAUACAUCAUUUGUUUGAAAAGAUAUAUCCUGCUUUGCUGCCUCUCACUUACAUUUGAGCAAGGAGGGGAUAUGAUCCUAAGUGGUUCAGUGGAAGAUAUUGGUGAUCUGCACCCAUGCUCCCUGUUGGUCCAGUGGGUGGAGCAUGUGCUCUGCAUCUGCAUGUGAUCUCCAUCCAGAGUUCUGCAUUGGUGAGGGUGUGCCAUCAGUGAUCUGCACCAUUGAAGGUGUAUACUCUAACGAUACUUACACGGUCCUCGCGACAAUCCAGAGCCUCCAGGCAGGCCAUGGGUGAAAAACUAAAUAACCACAGUAAAUGGGCCAGAGGAGUUUAAAUACUGUUAUGUGUGAUUUGAUUGGUUGACAUCAACCAAUAAAGCCCAAAAUUACAUGAUUCCCUGCCCUGUGCCUUUUUAAGAUCAUUCUCCGAAUGCGAGCAGCGUUCUCAUUGCUGGAUUCUGGGGGCACAAAUAGUUAUUUUGUUUGGUGCACGUCCCUUUCAGAGACUCCGGAUUGCCAUGAGGACCCAUUAAGUAUCGUUACAUAGACCACAAGCUCUCUCAUUAUGAUGAUGCUUUGCAUGGCCUGUCAGAGGGAUCUUUUCAUCUCCAUAUAGGCUCCUUGAUGCUGGUAAUGCCACUCGUGGUGCCCCAGGCAGCUAUCCAGUUUGACUUCCCCGCCAAGACAAAAGAUGAGUUAAGGAGGGCUCUGGACACAAAUUGUAUUCUCAAAACACUGAAUUCCCUCAGAAAUCUUAAUCAGCAAAAUAUUUGACCAUUUUACUUUUGUUCCUUCUGUACAAUAGGGCCAUACAUGCUCUUGCGGUUGGUAUCCUAUCAGAAGUAUUUUAAAGUAUUGGCUACAAUAUAUUCUAAAAUACUUUGCAACCACAUAAAAUAUUUCUGUAUUUAAAAUAUGAAAUUAGAGAGCCGUUUAACAGUUAAUGGUAAGAUGGCACCGGGGAACUUUAGGCAUCGUAUCAGCUUCAUUGUGCCAAUCCUCUGCAUUGUAAAUUAUUUAGCCGACAAUUACUUACUUUACUGCCAAAUGUAAUAUGGAAAGGAAUAAAUGCCAUUCUUUUUCCUGAAUUUAGAAUGCCCUAGCUUCUUCUUCUUAAAACAGAUUUCUGAUCCUGAAAAACAAGUAGCGGAGAGAACAGACAAGAGCUCAAUUAGCCUGCCCUUCGGUGGGUCACCGCUCAGAUCUCAGGCUGGUUUUAGCUUAUCUUGUGCCAUUACAGAGAGAACAUAUCUGAAGCAUAUCAGUCUGGUCCCACCCAUACGGGCAGUCCAGAUCUGAAAUGCCAGUAAGUUCCCUCUGCACGAGAGAUACAGCAUAGCAUCCCCAGAUGAUCGUUUCAACAUUGUAAGGUAUCAUCAGUGAAGUAUAGCCAAUAUAUGUGAUAUUGCAGAAGGUCUUGAUGGUAAGGUAUGAUUUUUGCUGAUGAUACAAAAUAUGAUCACAAAAUGGCAAAUGAUUAAGGUAAGCUAGAAAAAUGGUCAGAGUUGUGGCAACUGACAUUUAAUGUGGAUAAGUGGAAGAUGAUGCAUCUUGGAUGUAAAAACCCAAGGGCAGAGUACAGAACAUUUGAUAGAGUCCUAACCUCAACAUCUGAGGAAAAGGAUUUAGGGGUUAUUAUUUCUGAUGACUUAAAGGUAGGCAGACAAUGUAAUAGAGCAGCAGGAAAUGCUAGCAGAAUGCUUGGUUGGAUAGGGAGAGGUAUUAGCAGUAGAAAGAAGGAAGUGCUCAUACCAUUGUACAGAACACUAGUGAGACCUCACUUGGAGUAUUGUACGCAGUACUGGAGACCGUAUCUCCAGAAGGAUAUUGAUACUUUAGAGAGAGUUCAGAGAAGGGCUACUAAACUGGUUCAUGGAUUGCAGGAUAAAACUUACAAGGAAAGAUUAAAGGAACUUAACCCCUUAAUGCCGUUACGGCGUUCUAUGCCGUCCCCAUUAUAAUGAGCUUUAAAGCUAAUGCGGGGGCAUAGAACACCGUAACGGCUUUCUACCCCAGGAACUCCACGGUACUUACCUCUGUCGCAAUCCUCUUCGGGAGGACUGUCUGAUAGCCCAGGCAGCCCUCCCAUGGCAAAUCAGGCCCCCAGCGGCCAUGUGAUCGCUCUCAAAGAGCGAUCACAUGGCCCCCUGUAGCUGGCUGUUUAUCUGCCAGCAGGGGGACUGUCAGGGCUGUCAGACAGUCCCCUUGCUGGUGGGAAGUAUAAAAAAAAUAUUAUUAAACAUGCUAAAAUAAAUUAAAUGUGUAUAUAUACAAAAAAAUAAUAUAUAUAUAUAUAUAUAUAGUAUAUAUAAUAUAUAUACAUCUUAUAUAUAUACGUAACGUCAUAUGUAGUGUAUUUUAAUGUUAAUAUAAUUUUAAAAAUACACUUAGAAUGAAGUUACAUAUAUAUAAUAUAUAUUUUUUUAUGUUUAUAUAUAUAUAUAUAUAUAUAUAUACGUAUAAUUACAAUAAUAAAUAAGUAAAAUAAUAAAAUAAAUUAAAUAAUUUUUUUUAAAUUUAAAAUAAAUUAUAUAUACAUAUGUAAUUUCAUUCUAACACUAUCUUGUUAUUAAUAUAUAUAUGUAUUGGUAACAAAAUACACUUAGAAUAACACUCUAUAUAUAUCUAUCUAUAUAUAAAAUCAAUAACCGCAAAUAUAUAUAUAAAGAUAAAUAUAUAUAAUUACAUAAAUGAUUACAUAAGUAUUCACGUAGAAUUUAAAUACAUAUAUAUGUAUAUAUAUAUUAAAAUUCUAUGUGUAUAUUUAAGUAAUCUUUUAACAUAAGUAUGUGAUUUGAGUAAUUAAAAUUUGAGUGACGUGUCUGACAACCCAGGCAGAAAGUUCAGAGAAUUUGAUUUGCAAGCACUAUAUUUAACCAUGUAACUUUCCAAGACACCAUAAAACCUGUAUGUUACAAACUGCCUUUUGUAACUGGUUCUUUAUGUGACAAAUUGCCCUGUUCCCCUGACUUAUGGAGAAGCCUGAUUGCCAGCCUCCUGCCUCAUGACUAUGGCCCCUGGGAAGUAUUGCCAUUUAAAAACACUAUUUGGAUUUAUUGGUGUUUAAAAGACUGGCCCUUUAAAUGAAACUGGCUGCUUUGUACCUCCUCAACCUCUCAUCAGCCCGUGCUAAACUUUAACCCCCUGGUGAUUUUAUUCUGUUCGUGGGAUCUGAGCGCUGUUCGGAUAUAUUGAGCGCACUAUCUGACUGUGUGUGUGUGUGUGUCUGACUGUGUGUGUGUGUCUGACUGUGUGUUUAUGUCUGACUGUGUGUGUGUUUGUGUGUGUGUGUCAGACUGUGUGUGUGUGUUUGUGUCUGACUGUGUGUGUCUGUGUGUGUGUGUUUGUGUCUGACUGUGUGUGUGUUUGUGUCUGACUGUUUGUGUGUGUGUGUAUUUAGAAGGUGGGGCGGGGGAAGGGUUGGGUGGGAGUGGCCUAGGGCAGCACAAAACCAGGAUACACCACUACAUAGGGGGUACUGUUUUAUUUGGGAGACUUCACUGAUAUUAGUGUUUCAAAAUGAUAAAUUGUGUUACAAUGAUGAUAUUUUCAGUAAAAGUUAAGUUUUUUGCAUUUUUCACACACGAACUGCACUUUUACUGACGAUGUUAUUGUUGUAAUAUGUUUUACUGUUUUGAAACACUUAUGUUUGUGUUUAGUGAAGUCUUCCGAGAAUAACAGUACCCCCAUGUACAGGUUUUAUGGUGUUUUGGAAAGUUAGAGAGUCACAUAUAAGGCUUGCAUUUCAUUUUUUGUUUACAUUGAAAUUUGCCAGAUUGGUUAUGUUGCCUUUGAGAGCGUAUGGUAGCCCAGGAAUGAGAAUUACCCUCAUGAUGGCAUACCAUUUGCAAAAGUAGACAACCCAAGGUAUUGCAAAUGGGGUAUGUCCAGUCAUUUUUAGUAACCACUUAGUCACAAACACUGGCCAAAUAUUUGUUUUUUGCUUUUUUUCACCCAAAAACAAAUAUGAACGCUAACUUUGGCCAGUGUUUGUGACUAAGUGGCUACAUACCACACUUGCAAUACAUUUGGUUGUGUACUUUUGGGUUCCUGGGUUACCACAUUCCUGGGUUACCACACUGUCUCAAAGUUAACAUUACUAAUCUGGCAAAUUUUAAUGUGAAAAAAAUAAAAAUGGAAUGUGUUAUAUUUGACCCUGUAAUUUUCCAAAACAUCAUAGAAUCUGUUAAUGGGGGGUACUGUUGUACUCGUGAGACUUUGCUGAAUACAAAUAUGGGCAUUUUAUUGCAGUAAACGCUAACAGUAUUAUGACAUUUACAGCUAAAAUGUCAGGCGGACCUACAAAUUUUUGUAAAAAUCUUAAUUUCUCACCCUUUUUUAAAUUUUAUUUAUAAUAAAUUAUGUUUCAUAUAUGAAUAGUUCAUGAGAAAUUAAAGCCCUGUUUCUCCUGAACAAAACAAUAUAUAAUAAGUGUGGGUGCACUUAAUGUGACAGCGGUGAAUUACGGGUGAACAGACAUAUAGCGCAAAUUCAAGUUUUUGUUUACAUUUUGUUUUGAUCAGAACGUGCACUAUUGACUCCGUCCUGAAGGGGUUAACAUGUAUAGCUUGGAGGAAAGACUAGACGGGGGAGAUAUGAUAGAAACAUUUAAAUACAUAAAGGGAAUCAAAAUAGUAAAGGAGGAGACUAUGUUUAAAAGAAGAAAAACUACCACAACAAGAGGACAUAGUCUUAAAUUAGAGGGGAAAGGUUUAAAAGUAAUAUCAUGAAGUAUUACUUUACUGAGAGGGUAGUGGACACAUAGAAUAGCCUUCCAGCUGAAGUGGUAGAGGUCAACACAGUGAAGGAGGUUAAGCAUGCGUGGGAUAGGUAUAAGGCUAUCCUAACUAUAAGAUAAGGCCAGGGACUAAUGAAAGUAUUUAGAAAAUUGGGCAGACUAGAUGGGCCGAAUGGUUCUUAUCUGCCGUUACAUUCUAUGUUUCUAUCCCUCUAGGCACGGUGAAAUUUCUGAUCCUGGCUACUAGAUUUACUGGUUAAGCACCUAUUUAAGAUUAAUUAUUGUUUGUUCCAUAGUGAACUAAGUGUAGUCUGAAGGCCUGCAGAUCAGUGAUAUAUAAAAAAUAAAAAAGACAUGCAAAAUUAUCCCUUGUAAUUUUUAACUAUUCUGCUAUUAGUAGGCUUUAAUAUACUUUGUUAAAUAAGGCCACAAAAACAAAAUGAUGUGUCAAUUAAUUAUUACAGUUAAUAUUUCCAUCACUAAAGUGAGAAUUCAAAACAAAUUUCAAAUCUAAGACCAAAUUAGAAACACUUAGAGAAUUUUUGCACUUCAGCUGUUUUUACCUUAAAUUUGAAAUUUAUUUUGAAUUAAAGGACCACUAUAGUGCCAGGAAAACAUACUCGUUUUCCUGGCACUAUAGUGCCCUGAGGGUGCCCCCACCCUCAGGGUCCCCCUCCCGCCUGGCUCUGGAAAGGGGAAAGGGGUUAAAACUUACCUUUUUCCAGCGCUGGGCGGGGAGCUCUCCUCCUUCUCUCCUCCUCCGUUCCUCCUCCUGGGCUGAAUGCGCACGCGCGGCAAGAGCUGCGCGCGCAUUCAGCCCGUCGCAUAGGAAAGCAUUUACAAUGCUUUCCUAUGGACGCUGGCGUGCUCUCACUGUGAAAAUCACAGUGAGAAGCACGCAAGCGCCUCUAGUGGCUGUCAAUGAGACAGCCACUAGAGGCUUUGGGGGAAGGCUUAACCCAUUCAUAAACAUAGCAGUUUCUCUGAAACUGCUAUGUUUAUAAAUAAAUGGGUUAACCCUAACUGGACCUGGCACCCAGACCACUUCAUUAAGCUGAAGUGGUCUGGGUGCCUAGAGUGGUCCUUUAACGUUGAAAUCUUGCUUUAGUACAUAACCCUGUUGGGCUUUAGAUAUUUAUAGUGUACCUGGCACCUGAAAAAUCUAACUUUACAUUAAGCACAAAUAAACAUUUUCUUUUUUUAUUUACAUUUUUAAAAUGUGUUCACCUAUCUUUUAUAUAUUAAUAACACAUCUGUACUUGUUUUGCCUAUGUUUUGUACUUUGAAAUUAAACAUAUUCUGCACAGUAGUAUCAUUAUUAUUGCAGCAAUAUGUUUCUGCUUGUAAAACAGGUCUUCAUUUGAAUAACCAAAUAAAACAGGUGGAAUGGAAAAUCACCAUAGCUGGAAAUCUAUCUCUCUUUUUUUUUUUUUUACACAUAUUUAUGUGAUAGUACAGGGAGAUGAUGAUACCAUGUUAACUAGUAAAUAUAUAUAUGAAUGUUUUUUAACAACAAUCAUAAAAAGUAAUGCAGCGGAGACUCUUUAGUUGAUUAGUUUAGAGAUUGAAGGUAGUAAUUUACUAUAUUUGUUGAGGCAAGAGGGAGUCAGGAGGGCUAGAUGGUGGUUUUAACACUAUAGGGUCAGGAAUACAUGUUUGCGUUCCUGACCCUAUAGUGUUCCUUUAAGCAGUCGCGUUUAUUGCAAAAUUCCAAAAUGAGCCAAAAAAUGGAAACGCAAACUAGGGGAGCACACAGCCACACUAAGAGGAUAGCCGCCUAAUGUGUUUUGUGCCACUAGGAUACUUAUUCAUAGUGAGUAAGUACCCUAGUGUAAUGAAGUAUGUUAGGUGGCUCUCCUCUUGCAGUGCAGUGGUGGGCUUUUGUUGUUUGCUGUACCAUUUUUUGUGUUCAAUUUGUAAAUGUGUAAUAAGCUCUACUGUUUAAUGCCUAACUCAUUUUUGGAAUACCACCCUAUUAGAGGAAGUAUGAGAGUAGUUCGACUACUGGUGGAGUAUAAUCAAAGCUUGGGCUUGUCACCUGUGGGGUACCUCAGGGAUCUGUACUUGGACCCAUUCUCUUUAAUAUUUUUAUUAGUGAUAUUGCAGAAGGUCUUGAUGGUAAGGUAUGUCUUUUUGCCGAUGAUACUAAGAUAUGUAACAGGGUUGAUGUUCCAGGAGGGAUAAGCCAAAUGACAAAUGAUUUAGGUAAACUAGAAAAAUGGUCAGAAUUGUGGCAACUGACAUUUAAUGUGGUUAAGUGCAAGAUAAUGCAUCUUGGACGUAAAAACCCAAGGGCAGAGUACAGAAUAUUUGAUAGAGUCCUAACCUCAACAUCUGAGGAAAGGGAUUUAGGGGUGAUUAUUUCUGAUGACUUAAAGGUAGGCAGACAAUGUAAUAGAGCAGCAGGAAAUGCUAGCAGAAUGCUUGGUUGUAUAGGGAGAGGUAUUAGCAGUAGAAAGAGGGAAGAGCUUAUGCCAUUGUACAGAACACUAGUGAGACCUCACUUGGAGUAUUGUACGCAGUACUGGAGACCGUAUCUCCAGAAGGAUAUUGAUACUUUAGAGAGAGUUCAGAGAAGGGCUACUAAACUGGUUCAUGGAUUGCAGGUUAAAACUUACCAGGAAAGGUUAAAGGAUCUUAACAUGUAUAGCUUGGAGGAAAGACGAGACAGGGGGUUAUGAUAGAAACAUUUAAAUACAUAAAGGGAAUUAACACAGUAAAGGAGGAGACUAUAUUUAAAAGAAGAAAACCUACCACAACAAGAGGACAUAGUCUUAAAUUAGAGGGACAAAGGUUUAAAAUAAUAUCAGGAAGUAUUACUUUAUUGAGAGGGUAGAGGAUGCAUGGAAUAGCCUUCCCGCUGAAGUGGUAGAGGUUAACACAGUAAAGGAGUUUAAGCAUGCGUGGGAUAGGCAUAAGGUUAUCCUAACUAUAAGAUAAGGCCAGGGACUAAUGAAAGUAUUUAGAAAAUUGGGCAGACUAGAUGGGCCGAAUGGUUCUUAUCUGCCGUCACAUUCUAUGUUUCUAUGUUUCUAUGGUGUGAAUUGAUAUUGGGAUAAGGCAGGAUUGACUUCUGCUUUAUAUGUGUCUCUGUGAGGAAAAUUCAGGGUCCCCAUGCCGAGCGUGGGGACGCUGAAUGGCAGAGCUGCCUACUGUGCAGCACUGAGCCAGGAAGCAAUUCCAGUGGCCACUUGGAGGUCUCCCUAGGGGCAAUGUAAGCACUGCCUUUUCUCUGAAAAAUUUAGUGUUUUCAUGUAAAUGCCUGAAGGCAAUGAUUAUACUCACCAGAAUAACUACAUUAAGCUGUAGUUGUUCUGAUGACUAUAGUGUCCCUUUAAAGUGUUUUAAAAGUGUUGCCUUAUUUGGUUUGUAUAUUCCAACAAUGAUAUAACUUCUCAAUAGAGGGAUUUGUAUAAAUUGAGGGGCAGGGCAGGCAAGUGACACAUAAGAUUCAUAAGGAACCCACAAGCCACUUACACAUUAAGUGGAAUUGAGUUAGGGAUAGCAUUACAAAAAAAGGACUUGGCCACAACUAUGGAUUACAAAGUAGGGAACAAGAUGCAAUGCCUAUCUGACUUUUUGAAAGCUAUUAAGGUGCUUUCAUGUAUAAAAAGGUGUGUUGAUUCAGGUGUUCAAUACGAACAAAAUUGCAGAACUAGAAAGAGUGCAGAGGCAAGCUAGAAAAUUAGUAAGGGGGAUGGAAAACAUUAGUUAGGAAAGGCUAGAAAAAAUGGAUGUGUUUAAUCAAAAAAAAAAAACACAUCAGAGUAGACAUGAUAGCGUUAUACAAAUAUAUACAGGGUCCGUUAUGUGCUAACCUGUUCAUUAGUAAGAAUAUACAACAGACAAGAUGUGACCCAUUGAGACUGGAAGAAAGGAAUUUUUGCUCACAGCGAAGAUGUGGAAUUCUCUGCCUAAAAAGGUUGUCUUAUCAGAUUCUAUAGAUAUGUUUAAAAAGUCUUGGAUGACUUUUAAAUUAUGAUUCAAGGAUAUAAUAGAAAUGUAUCUAAACAAGUUAUUGAUCCAAGGGGAAAUCUGAUUGGCAUUAUUGGAUUGGCAUUGUGGCAUAAUUUGAAAUGUGUUUUUUGCCUUCUUUUCGAUCAACAUUGUUACGUCCCAGAAUACUGAGUGAAUAUUGUGCUGUGUGUGUAUAGAAGCGAUGUAACAGAAUGUCAGAACAUGUGUAAAAAGUAGUGGCUAAGACAGAAUAUUGAUCACUCAAGCCAUUAAAAAAUUCACUUGUAGGCACAGAUUAUUCACUGACCUUGAUAAAUCUUCCACCAUUUUCUCUUCAUGCCUGUUUUGUAUUAUAUAAUAAUUAGAUGUUAGGAAUAUCUUAUAGAGUUUUUCAUAAAAAUAAUUUCUUUUCAUUAGAUUCCAAACAGAAUGGUGAUGCCAACGCAGUUAUGUCGGAUGAAGAUCAUGGAGAUCCACCACAGUUCCUUCCACUCGAAGAAAAGCAAAUAAUGAGAUGUGCAAGUGCCAAAGACAAAACAAAGUCAGCAGCCUCCUGCUUUCUACUAGGUUCUGGAGAGUUUACGUGUGCUGCAGAUGGUGGAAUACGAAAAGGAAUGAGAGAUAUGGACAUAGAGAUGGACUCACAGAUUCUCUUAGGUUCUUCAUAAAAUAAAUAUAUCCGAGUGAUCACGAGCUAGAUGUAUACCAUGUCUCAAAAUAUUUCAUAGUCUUCCCACAGGAAGCAAAUACAACCUACAUAGGUGAGGUGUUAACAGUCUGUCUCUAUCACCUGUGCGAGUGGUAAAAAUGGUCGCGCUUCUUCGUAUCUCUUACCUCUGUUAAACUAAAAAUUAAAAUAUAUUUCCUCUGUUAAAAACGUAACAGUAUGCAUUGUAUUGCCUGUGAGUAACGAUGAUUCUUUAAUGAAGUUGUAAUCUAUUUUUGGUAAUAAAAAUAAA
This is a messenger RNA of Pelobates cultripes (western spadefoot toad), 38480 nucleotides long. NCBI's taxonomy places the organism in Eukaryota, Metazoa, Chordata, Amphibia, Anura, Pelobatidae. The record is from the annotation of a GenBank genome assembly.